UUCCGAGAAAGAAGGCAAACGGAAGAACGCUUUCUUGCCCUCCGUAUUUCUCGUCGCUUCGAUCCCAUCUAGGGUUUCGAUCGCCUCGAUCUGUCGCCGGUUUGGGGAACCCCGAAGGCCUCACGCAUGAGCUGGUUUGAUAAACUCCGCGGCGUCUCCGAUCAGAGCCAGGACGGGCUCAUGAUCUUUGUUCUCCACCAUUCGAUUCCUAUACGUUCGUGUAAUCUUUCCUCGAGUCUCUUACAAUCCUAAGCGGAGAGCAGAGAUCGGUCGGUCUUUUUGCCGGGGAUGGCGUCGAAGGGCUUCUCCGGACGGAAAAAUUUCGGUCUUCUAAUCUCUCACAUUGAGAGACAACAACCGUCUCCACCUUCAGUAAUUGUGAUUGGUGGAGGAAUUUCAGGGAUCGCAGCUGCCCAUGCAUUGUCUAAUGCUUCGUUUAAGGUCAUUCUGUUGGAAUCACGUAACCGGCUUGGUGGCCGGGUGCACACUGACUUUUCUUUUGGUUGUCCUGUUGACAUGGGAGCAUCAUGGUUACAUGGUGUGUGCAAUGAAAAUUCUCUGGCCCCAUUAAUUCGGGGCCUAGGCCUAAGGUUAUAUCGCACUAGUGGUGACAACUCUGUCUUGUAUGACCAUGACUUGGAGAGCUAUGCACUUUUUGACAAGGAUGGGAACCAGGUCCCACAGCAGGUAGUAAUGAGAGUCGGAGAAACAUUUGAGAGGAUCCUCAAAGAGACAGAGAGAGUAAGGGAUGAAAACACUGCUGACAUGUCUCUUCUCCAAGCUAUUUCUAUUGUUCUGGACAGAAAUCCACAAUUAAGGCAGGAGGGGCUUGCAUAUGAAGUAUUGCAAUGGUAUAUAUGUAGACUGGAGGCAUGGUUUGCAGCAGAUGCCGACACUAUAUCAUUGAAAAAUUGGGAUCAGGAACAUGUUCUUUCUGGUGGUCAUGGUCUUAUGGUGCAAGGUUACUAUCCUGUUAUACAAGCUCUUUCAAAGGGUCUUGAUGUUCGCCUGAAUCAUAGGGUAGCAAAGAUUGCCCAGCGAAGCAAUAGAGUAAUAAUCACAAUGGAGGAUGGAAAUACAUUCGUAGCUGAUGCUGCUAUUAUCACUGUUCCUAUUGGAGUUCUCAAAGCUAAUCUUAUAGAGUUUGAGCCUAGGCUUCCAGCAUGGAAACUCUCUGCAAUCUCUGAUAUUGGUGUGGGCAUAGAGAAUAAGAUCGCUCUUCGCUUUAACACAGUCUUCUGGCCGAAUGUAGAAGUGUUAGGUUUAGUGGCUCAGACUUCUUAUGCUUGUGGCUAUUUUCUCAAUCUUCACAAAGCUACAGGACAUCCCGUGCUUGUGUACAUGGCUGCUGGAAGAUUUGCCUAUGACAUCGAGAAACUUUCUGAUGAAGAAGCUAUCAACUUUGUGAUGUUACAGCUGAAGAAAAUGAUACCGGAAGCAACCAAUCCGAUACAGCAUCUGGUUUCACGUUGGGGAACUGAUCCAGAUUCUCUUGGGUCCUACUCUUGUGAUCUAGUUGGUAAGCCAGCUGACUUGUACGAGAGACUUUGUGCUCCUGUUGACAACUUAUAUUUUGCCGGUGAAGCGGCAAGCGCUGAUCAUUCUGGGUCUGUUCAUGGUGCUUACACCUCCGGAAUAACUGCUGCUGAAGUCUGCCGCAGGUGUCUGUCAGUACAGCAUGGUAUAUCAGAUCUUUUCCAUCUUGUCAUGACGGAGGAAUUUGCGGAGGUUAUGGUUCCCCUUCAGAUCUCUAGGAUGUAAUAAUGUGUUUAUAAGAUCUUGAAGCAUGCUUAAACGUAGAUUCUUUUGUGUUUGUUGAUGUUCACUUGUCUGAAACUAUGAACGAACGUAUGGCCUGAUUUCAAUGUUUGAUGAAAUGUAUUAUCAUUUCUUGUUA
Molecule: messenger RNA, 1897 nt
Organism: Musa acuminata AAA Group (dessert banana)
Lineage: Eukaryota; Viridiplantae; Streptophyta; Magnoliopsida; Zingiberales; Musaceae
Product: polyamine oxidase 5-like
Exons: 10
Coding region: 289-1761 (490 amino acids)
Biological process (GO): polyamine catabolic process
Cellular component (GO): peroxisome
Molecular function (GO): polyamine oxidase activity
Source: RefSeq, a predicted model, not a curated record